UAUCAACAGCUCCGAAAGCUCUCCGAUACCCACAACAACAGCAUAGCAUAAUUACACCGCGCACUAUGGCCGACGAAGACAAGGAAAAGGCCGAGAAGGUCGCAGCAGCAAAGAAGAGGUACGAGCAGUUGAAGAAGCAGAAAGCGAAGAAGGCGGGCGGCGCAAAGAAGAAGGAAGACAAGACCGAAGCUCCGGAAGCUGAAGCCUCGACCGCGACCGAGAAAGCAGAGGAGAAGACCGAAGAAGCCUCUGCGCCGGAACCGGUCGAAGCUACGAGUGCAUCGCCAGGUCCCGUUGACGACGACGAAGAACCGGCCGAACUUCCUAAGACGACAACCUCGCAUGGGCGCAAGGCUUCCGUUGCUGUCGAGUCGCGCCAGAGAUCGGCGUCUUUUUAUCGAGGAGGGGCUUCUGGUACUCCUACGUCGCCGACUGCGAUCACACCGGGUGGUGGUGUGUCUGGUGAUAUAUACAGAGAACAGGCGCAGAGGAUAGAGGAGCUUGAGAAGGAGAAUAAGAGGUUGGCGGGUGAGGUCGAGGAGAAUGAGAAGAGAUGGAAGAAGGGCGAAGAGGAGCUCGAGGAGCUGAGAGAAGGGAGGGGAGAUGUUGCGCUCGCGGUUGAGAGGGGCAAGGAGGCUGAUAAGCUAAAGUCAGAAGUCGAAUCGCUCAAGCGACAGAUAUCACAACUUCAAUCCCAGGCAUCAAAAUCCAACCGAAAGACAUCCACCGCGUCGCCUAGCCAAACCGCCUCCAUCGACGAUCUCAAUGCUCAGGUUGCUUCAAAAUCCGCUACCAUCGAAUCACUAGAACUGGAGAUAUCGAACCUAAACAAACAGAUGACGGAUCAGACGAGCAAAAACAACGAGCUUCAAGCUAGGAUAAGCACUCUCGAGUCGUCGCUGCACAAGGCGGAACAGGAGGCAAGCUCUACAAAGAUAGAGCUCUCAGAUCUUAAGACAAACCUCGAGAAGGCCAGCGAACAGGCAGCGAAAGAAGGCUCGGAUCGAGAUACCGCCCAGACACGCAUCGCUCAAUUGGAAGCUGAGCUUGGCGCCGCAAAUCGCAAAGCGUUAGACUCCAUACAACGUGCUGAGCUUUUAGAGAAGAAGGUCGAAACCCUGACCCAGCUACACCGCGACAACGACGCAAGGAAUCAGCAACGAGUACAAGAGCAUAAGAAAGUCGAACGCGAAGUCGCCGAGCUUCGAACCCGCGUGACGGGCCUCAGCAACGAAAAUGCCCGUCUCCGAGAAGCAGAGCAGCGCCGACGCAAAGUAGAUCUCGGCAAUAUCGAAGACUCCAGCGUGCAAGAGCUCGUAGACGAAGAACGCGACCGUCUCCUCACCAAAGUGCGCGAGCUCGAGGAAGAAAACUUCGACCUCCGUCGCGGCGUAUGGCGCGACCGCCGCCAGCAAAUGCAACCCUCCAUCGAGGACCACGACCACGCAGGUUUUGACGACAUCGAUCUCACCGCCACGUCACCUUCCUCACGUCGUCCGUCCGGCCGCCAGACGUCCACUUUCCAGGACGUCCUUCAAUCCGGCAUCUCCGCCUUCACGGGGAAGCCGCAUCCACACGCGCCACAUCGGCGCAGCGACGCUGCGAGUCAAGCGAGACCACAUGGCGAUUCGCUCCACAGAGCGAGAGAAGCUAGUUUGGGCAGUAUGGACGACUUUGAGUUCGAUGAGGAUGCGUUUAGAGCGGCACAGGAGGAGGAGCAGAGGAAGAGGAUUGAGCGGGUGAGAGAGGUCAAGAGAGGGUUAAGUGCGUUUAAGGGGUGGAGAGCGGAUUUUGUGGAUGUAAGGGUAGGGAUGGGCGGUGUUUUUGAUAUUUGAGGGAGCAGGUAUAGUUAGCUGGAUACCUAUCGUCCUUUUGGGCAUAUAGCGUGCAGGAUUAGGCAUGAGGUGCGUGCUCACCGCUGGGCGCUUGAAAUCAGAGAGUUUACUCCUUAGCGUUGUAUAUUUAUUAAGAGUCGCU
Messenger RNA from Trematosphaeria pertusa, 1977 nucleotides. RefSeq lists its product as uncharacterized. The transcript is spliced from 3 exons. Bases 66 to 1835 code for a protein of 589 amino acids. NCBI's taxonomy places the organism in Eukaryota, Fungi, Ascomycota, Dothideomycetes, Pleosporales, Trematosphaeriaceae. The record is from RefSeq and is a predicted model, not a curated record.